Messenger RNA from Rhinolophus ferrumequinum (greater horseshoe bat), 5385 nucleotides. RefSeq names its product solute carrier family 39 member 9 (gene SLC39A9). Gene Ontology annotation, cellular component: membrane. Bases 720 to 1643 code for a protein of 307 amino acids. NCBI's taxonomy places the organism in Eukaryota, Metazoa, Chordata, Mammalia, Chiroptera, Rhinolophidae. The record is from RefSeq and is a predicted model, not a curated record. Gene Ontology annotation, molecular function: metal ion transmembrane transporter activity. The transcript has 7 exons. Gene Ontology annotation, biological process: transmembrane transport; zinc ion transport.
AAUCCGGAUGUGAAUAUAGUGAAGGGGUGCCACUUGGCGGCCAUGGCCGCUGUAGUAUCUGUGGCUGCGGGUCAAAGCCCACCAGACUGGAGUAACAUGGGCAGCACCGGACAUAGGGCAGAGACAGCUUUGUAUCGGCUUCGCUGCUGAAUCCCUGAGACCCAUCGUUAGAGACUUGUAGGACUCGUUUCCUCUUUCUAGACUCGGAGGAGAGUUUGCCGGGACUGGUGGGCUGGUCCCAGCCUGUGGGGAUCACCAGCAGGGUGCCCCAGGGAGCUAGGGGCUCCGGGAGAACGAACAAGUUUGCUUGGGUGUUUCCUCCUUUUCCUGCUGCCACCUGAGACGUUGUCUGUGGAGGGAGUGGGCCCACUGUGCCAUCCUCAUUCCGACGAUUGAAGAAAUCGCGCUUUCGCGUAUUUCCCCCGUUGCUUUUUCUUUAACUGUUAACCCACCGGAAUCCAGUGACUGGCACUUGAAAACCCAGGGGCUAGGACCUAAGACUGCUGAAAGUUCUCUCUGGUGCUAAUAUCAGCAAAAGGGGUCUGUUUCCAGGUACGUUCAAGAGAAAGGUGCCUCGAACAUAUCUGGUGGGGAGGACGAAAGAACUGGAAAGUCCACUUGUUCUCUUGGAAUCACCCCACGCGUUUAAGAACCUAAGCAUCUUUGAAGACACUGAAAAUUUGUAGUCUGGUGGUGGUAGGUUAAUAAAGGAGGGCAGAAUGGAUGAUUUCAUCUCCAUUAGUUUGCUGUCUCUCGCUAUGUUGGUGGGAUGUUACGUGGCUGGAAUCAUUCCCUUGGCUGUUAAUUUCUCAGAGGAGCGACUAAAGCUGGUGACUGUUUUGGGUGCCGGCCUUCUCUGUGGAACUGCACUGGCGGUCAUCGUGCCUGAAGGAGUCCACGCACUUUAUGAAGAUAUUCUUGAGGGAAAACACCACCAAGCGAGUGAAACACAGAAUGUGAUUGCAUCGGACAAAGCAGCAGACGUACCAGUUGUCCACGAACACGAGCACAACCAUGACCACACCCAGCUGCAUGCCUACAUUGGUGUUUCUCUCGUACUGGGUUUCGUUUUCAUGUUGCUGGUGGACCAGAUUGGCAGCUCCCACGUGCAUUCUACUGAUGAUCCAGAAACAGCAAGGCCUACCAGUUCCAAAAUCACCACCACGCUGGGUCUGGUCGUCCAUGCUGCAGCUGACGGUGUUGCAUUGGGAGCGGCAGCUUCUACUUCACAGACUAGUGUCCAGUUAAUUGUGUUUGUGGCAAUAAUGCUACAUAAGGCACCAGCUGCUUUUGGGCUGGUUUCCUUCUUAAUGCAUGCUGGCCUAGAGCGGAACCGAAUCAGAAAGCACUUACUGGUCUUUGCACUGGCAGCACCAGUUAUGUCCAUGGUGACAUUCUUAGGAUUAAGUAAGAGCAGUAAAGAAGCCCUUUCAGAGGUCAAUGCCACUGGAGUGGCCAUGCUUUUCUCUGCUGGGACAUUUCUUUAUGUUGCCACAGUACAUGUCCUCCCUGAGGUGGGCGGAAUGGGGCACAGUCACAAACCCGACCCCACUGGAGCGAGAGGCUUCAGCCGCCUGGAGGUGGCAGCCCUGGUUCUGGGUUGCCUCAUCCCACUCAUCCUGUCAAUAGGACACCAGCAUUAAUGUUCAGGUUCCAGCCUCCGUCCAUGGCCAUUUGCCAUCCAGUGAGAACAGCCCGGCACAUGACAGCUGCUCAUUUCCUCAGUCUCUUGUCUCAUGUUGCCCAUCUCCACCUGUAUUCCUAGAGUCUGCAGGGAGGUGAGAUGAAAACCUGGAGUAACGGAAAGCUUUUAGAGUAGAAACAACACAUUGCGAUUGGAUAUAGACAUUCCGUUGUGUUGUCUUUUAAAGGGCCCUGGGCAUUUUGAGUUUUGAUGUUUCUCUUAACCCUAUUCUCAGGGAAGGUGGAAUUUGGUUUUAAGGAAAAGUGGAGAACUUCGUACUCAAAAUGAAAUAGUAAUUAUGACAGUACAGUGUUCUGUAAUUAAGGUAAAUCUCUUUCUUACUUUAGAGGCUCUGCCACUUUAUCCAUUGAUUUUUAACAUGGUUCUCACCGUGUAAGACUGGUGCUUUAGCAUCUAUGCCAUAUGCCUUGUUAGAAGGUCAUAAUGCCCGCCUCUUAGAUGCUAAAGAUAACUGUAGUUAAUUUGGGGCUAGUCAGGAAAAUGAUAACAAGAUACAUUGAAAGUUGACUUUAUACCCGAGAGAGAGAAAUACCCACUGAAAAGGGGACGUCUGGAGGACUGAGCACCUCCUUCUGCACGUAUCUCUGAACGGGGCCUGCCAGUCCACCAAAUGGAGCAACAGAGGUGAACUAGUUUCAAAGGUGACUAGUUUUCGGUAGCAUUUAUUUUCAAGUUUGCCUUUGCAGAACACCUGCCGCCAACACAUUAUUAUAGAGGAACCGAGUUCUAGUAGGUUCAUGGCCUAGCUUUCCUUAAAGAACAGUCAGAUCCCAAAGUAUCUUUGGAAAUAAGGCGGUGUUAAAUUUUAAGUGAAUUUGGAUAGUUACAUCUUUGUAAUAACCCUUUUAGAAGUAAGAUUACCAAAACCUAGUUUUCUUUUUUUUUUCUUUUCUUUUCAAAUACUCAGCUUAGCAGACCAGCAGUUCCUCUGACAAAAUACUUGGUGUCCCUUUGGGAGUGCUAGGUCCGUGUCACAUAAGCACCUGUAGCAGUGAAGAAAGUCAAGGCGUAUCAGAUGUGAAGUGUUUGCCUGUUCAUGUAAAGCUUAUUGAAAUCAUGUCUCUUGUCCCUUCAUCUUUUCCAUGCUUUUCUCCUUACUUCUCCCGCCAGCCCCUCCUCCCUACCAUUUGCAGCUUACUGCUGGUAGCAGUGUUAAUAUUUGUGAAUUGAGUUCUCAUCAAGACAACCACUUGUUGAACUUGGAUGAUGAGGAGAGUAUUGUCUCUCUUCUUUAUUCCCUUCAGUGAAGUUACCUUUGUGUCAGAUGCAGCUUUAAGCCCUUUCAAUAUCACUUCCUCAUAUGGGAGAUGACACAAUCACUAAUAUUCUGGUAACUUAAACAACUGAGAUAGUAAAAGUGUUUAACAAACUAGGAUGAUUUUUCCGUAUUUGCCAAAAUCCCUGUAAAUCUUUUGUUAUCAAAUAAGUAUAUAAUAUUGUGUUGUUAAUUUAUUUUUGAUUUUCUGUAUCAUUUCAAAAACACGUUAAAGAGGGAACCAAGACUUCUUCAGAGCAGUGGAUUUAGGAGUUUGUAAAAUGUUUUAUAUGAUGCAUAUGCCAGAUGCCUGUGGUUUCUUUAUUUCCUUCCUAGAUUUGUCACUGGGUCAGCAGCUGUGGACGUAGAACUUGCAAGCCCUCUGCUGACUAUAGACCAAAAUAGCAUAAAUAGGAUUUGGUUUUGUAUAGUGGCUGGCAGCCAUUGCAUACAAUAUUAAAACCAACAGAAGGUAGAGUAUGGAAAGUCCUGUGACUUGCCUGAUAACAGCUCUGACUUAGGAGAGUCAGAGGGUUCAUCUGUCAUUCAAAAUGACACGGUUGCAUAGAUUGUCCCUGGAAAUUGACUUCGUUAAGUGAAUACCACAUUUUAGUGUCUGGUUUGGUUUGGAUAGUAGCACUUUCUGUCAUAUUGUGUGCAAUGAUCAGAGAUUUGUUCUGCUGGCCAAAGCCUCUUUCAGCAGUGCCUUGACAUCACGCUUAAAAGUUUGGCUAGAAUUUCUUGCUGGGUAUGGCCUUGAACUCUGGCAAGGAUUGACCCUUGUAACUUCCAAAUUUGCCUUCCCCUCUGGACCUCACAGUAACAGGCAAACCUUUCAGGGCCUAUCAGCUCUCAGAAGCUGUGGGCUUUCCCAGAUUUUAAAGCUGCUGCCUCAGGAACUACUCACUUCUCUCUUGGUCAGCAGGCAGAAAUAGCCAUACUAACCUUAUAGGGCUCAAAUGCAUCUUCAGGUGGCAGGGGACCGAGCAGCACGGCAGAGGCUUCCUUCACUGGGGGAAGAACUUGCUCACGGUGGGCAGUGUCCCAGGAGAGACCACAUCGAUGGUCACCUGUUGGCACAUUUCACUUCCAUUUCCUCUUGUUAAAACUGCCUCCUUAGCUGUGGAUGCCUUAAUGUUCUCACAUAUUUGAAAACAUUGGCAAUACUGAAGUCGCUGCCAUUAUUAUUACAAGUGGAAUAACUGGCGACCAAAGAGAUGCAAUUAGUAGUAAAAAGUAUGGUCCUUCUUCCUCAUAACCAAAGUUAAUCUUGACUGUAAUUUGACUCCCUUUCCUUGGUAGGGAUAGACUUUCUUCAGAUUCCGAAUAUUCUCAUAAAUGGCAAAUUGAGUUGAAAAAUAUUACUGAUCCAUUCCCCUCACUUGUUCUCCAGGGAAUCGCUUAUCCAUCCGUUUCCCUGAAACAGUGACGAUCCAGGACCGGCAGUUUUCCUGUGCAUGCCAUUGCCAAGGUCCUUCUUUUAUGCAAAGGUUCUGCACCGGAGUGUAGAGAGUUGGAAGUGGUACCACCUAUAGAGGCUACGUGUUCUCUCUUCCUACCCCUCAUCUCCAUCACCUUUUUAUUUCCCUAUUUGAAACAGCUGAGUUAGCCCUGUUCCUGUAUUUUGAAUCAUUAGAAAAAAAGAGAGGUGACCAUUUUGAGUGGUCAGUUUUUUGUAGAAAGGAGAAAAUGUAAUUGUGGUUUUUACUGGCCUUCUUCUAAGUGUCACUGCCUGGUUUUUCUCUUUUUCAAGAAUUAGACCUAGGAGGACACACCAGCAUCAGAGUGUAUUAAGCCCUCAGACAUAUGGUAGCUGGGUACUGAACACAGGAACUAUAUGUCAACAGCACAAGCGCCCAAAGGAGGUUCCUACCUUUCGGGCGCCUGGGCCCUUUGGGAGAUCAAGAAUAAUGACCCGAUUCCUCCAAAACUGCUACAGUGCCAGGUGUUCUUCAGGGGAACCUUCUUUACAUUAGAAAAUGUCUGCUCAAUAUAGAAUGGUCCACAUGACUCAAAGAGCACUGUUGGGGAUGCUGUGAAAUUAAAACCAAUGAUGUGGCCCCUUUGUAGCUGAGACCUCUAGAUUCACCUGAGGGAAAUCUGUGGCUUGUGGCAAAGGACUAGACAACCAUUAGGAAUUCUCUAGAUGUUCUCAGCUUAACAUAAAGAGAUUGGCUUUGAUCUUUUUUCUAAUAGCAUCUUCUAGCAAGUUGGAAGUCUCAUGGGAUAACACUGCAGUUCUCCUGGUUCAGUAGCCUGAAUAGUGAUUUUAAAUGUCUCUUUUUCUGGAUCCUUUGUAAACAUGAAAUCAUUCCAUGGAUGGCUGCCUUAUAAUUUUGUCUGUUUCCACUUUGUGAAUGGUUAAAAAACUUUUUUUUGCUGUUUUCCGAUUUGUUUUAUGAUAUUAAAUUUUUAUUAGUGCAUA